ACGGCCCUUUUUAAUUUUACUUUUGUUCAAGCUUCUUGUUGACCCUAGGGUUGAAGCAGCAGAUAACGCCACCACUCUAUUCUCUCUCUUGCAAGCCCCUAACUCUCACUUCAUCAUGUCUCAAUCUUCUCAUUUUUUUUCUCUUACGAUUCUUGUUUUUCUUCUAAAAUUUUCUAAUUUUCUUCAACAAUGGGAGCUUCGUUGCCUCCGAAGGAAGCUAACCUCUUCAAACUCAUUGUCAAAUCAUAUGAAACUAAACAGUACAAGAAGGGACUGAAGGCUGCAGAUGCAAUACUGAAAAAGUUUCCUGACCAUGGAGAAACAUUGUCAAUGAAGGGGUUAACCUUAAAUUGCAUGGAUCGGAAAACUGAAGCUUAUGAGCUUGUUCGGCUAGUUGUAAAGAAUGAUGUAAAAAGUCAUGUUUGCUGGCACGUUUAUGGUCUCUAUCGGUCAGAUAGAGAAUACAGGGAGGCUAUCAAAUGCUAUCGCAAUGCUUUGAGAAUAGAUCCAGACAACAUUGAAAUACUACGGGACUUGUCACUCUUGCAGGCACAAAUGCGAGAUUUGACAGUGGUGCAAAAGCAAUUGAAAUUUUGGAAGCAUUUGAAGGGACAUUAGAAGAUGAUUAUCCACCAGAUAAUGAACGUUGUGAGCAUGGUGAAAUGCUUUUAUAUUAGAUCUCUUUGCUAGAGGAAUCUGGGUUUCUUGAGAGAGCACUUGAGGAAUUGUAUAAGAAAGAGCCAAAAAUAGUUGAUAAAUUGACUUACAAAGAACAAAAGGUUUCUCUCCUGGUGAAACUUGGAUGCCUAGAAGAAGGUGCCAAUAUUUACAAGGCUUUACUUUCCAUGAACCCUGACAAUUACAGGUGAGUCUUAUGCAUUUGGUACUCUUUUGAAACACCUAGUUAAGCUCAUUAAUAAAUCUUUCAUAGCAAAGAAUAUUAGUCAACUCUUUCCUUUUAUAUAGCACUUCUUGAAGUUAUAAUUGACUUCUUUUUCUCAAAGCCGUGGUGUAUUAUUAUUGUAGGAAAUGAAGAAUAAUUAAUAUUCUGAAUAGUUUGUGUGUUUAAAUAUAUUUUUUUUGGGCUAAUAGGUUUUUCAAUUCUUCUUGUAGUAACACCCAAAUUCCUUUACCUAUGUUAGAACUUUAUGAAGGGUUAAAAGAAUGGUAGAAAUAGUCAUUAUUUUUUAUGUUCUAUUUUCAUUGGUGCUUUAAGCUUGAAACUAAUCAGUGUGUAUCCCUUAUGUCACAAAUUCAAUCGUUUUUUAGUUUUAAAUUUUGUUUCUUUAAGCUUUUGCUUAUACUUGUGCAUGUUACAUUUACAUCAUGGUAUCUUUAGAUAAAAUGAGGUUAUUUUUAUUUUUUUCAUUCUUGGGAUUGUUUUAUAUCUCUCUGUCCUGUCAAGCCCUUUGUUUAGCUCUUUUAGUAAAAAGAAGCAUUAUGCACCACCUCAUAUAUAAAUAUAAUUAAAAAGCAGCAAAGCAACUAUGAGCAGAACUGUAAUUCUAUACUACUAUAUGUGUCAACAGUCUCUUGGGUGCUUUCUCAGAUUGGGAAAUGAGGAAAAUUCUUUUACAGAACUGUUAAAUUAUGUCUCUUCACUCCGUAUAUGCCUAUAUAUCGGUGCAAUUUAUUGCUAUUGAUGAAGUUGUUUGAGAAUGCAUUAGGAGAAUGUUACUACAAAAGAAAUUCGUGGGUUGUGGUUUCUUCGUUCAUGAGUGUGCCUAGUUGUCAUCUGUUUGUGUCUUUGAAGCUAUAUGGGCUAUGUGCUCCAAGCAUACCUUGCAGGAUAGAAGGAAUUAAAGUUUCAAAAUUUCUAUGUCUGUGUGUUUGUUGGUUUUAUUCUGCAAGUUGGCUUCUAGAUUUCAUUCCCAUAGCUUCUGGUUAAUGUCUAAUUUUUUGUUGUAGUGCUUUUGACUUGCUGGAGUUUAAUCUGAACUUCAAUUAAUAUUUGAUCUCUUAUGCUUUAACAUUCCAUUUAAAUUUUAGUUUUAUCUUUUGUGUACAGAUUGUAGUUUUGUAAACUUUUCUUAAUUGUGGUUGCAUUUAGUAGUCUAUACGGAAAUUAGUUGAUCGUGUACUCUGAACACGAUUUGCUAGAGAGAGGAAUUAGAGAUUGUAUAGCAGUGUACUCCAAAUUUGUAUGGUUGAGUUUUUUAAUUUUUAUUUUUUUAUUUUGCUAGUUCAACUCUGUUGCAUGACAAAUUGUAAUCUUAGGUUUAAUUUCAAAAACUUAAUCCAGCCUAGCACUGAAGAUGAGUGCUUACAAUGAAGAGUACCUCUUUCUUCUUGUGUUGUGUUUUGAUUCUUCUUGUUUUGCUGAUUUCACUUUAUUUUGUUGCAUGACGGAUUACUUUCUUAAGAUUAAUUUCAUAAAUUUAAAUCUAGUUAAGCACUGAGAUGGAAGAUUGCCUCUUUCUUAUUGGAUUCUUUGAAAAUCUAUGAUCUUGCAUAGAAUUUUUGUUGUAUUGUAUGGUAACUUUCGAUGAUAACUGUACUUGUUCUAGUACAUUUCAGAUCAUGAAGAGUUUGAUUAAAGUUGCUAAAAUUCUAUGUUUCUGAUUAUAAUAUAGACUUUUUUUUCUUAAGGAACACUGUUAUUAUUGGAAGCACCCUGACUUAUGAUGUGGUUGGUGGCUGUUGUUUUUUAACGUUGGUAUAUAAUUGUUGUAUAUUUAUGUUGAGAUGCAAACUACCUCUUAUCUUUGGCCUUUAUUAUAGUCUUUUCUUGUUAAGGUUUUGUUGCUUUGGUUUUAAUUUCUCUUUAGGUUCUUAAAGGCCUUCUACUUUCGUAUCUUUGGGGUUUCAAGUUAAAACAUUUAUAAUGUUUGAUUUGUGAGCAAUGGAUGUGAUUAGGUUUAUUUUGCAGGCAGUCUUUGCCUUGAAUCUUUUUGCUUUAGGAUUAGUUCAUUAUGGUCUUAAAUCAUGAAGUUCAAGUUUGAUUCUUUAUUUCUAAAAUAGCAUUGUUCGCUAUAUAUGUGGCAUGUUGCUUGUGUUUAACUUAAAUGCAGAUCACCCUAUUAUUAAACUUUAUUGAAUGGGAUUUUGACUUCAUUAAAAAUGGAAGGUGUUAUGUGUAUGUAUACUAAUUAGAUAUCUAAUUAAGAUCUUGUAUUUUAUCUUGAAAUUUAUUUUUAUUUA
Molecule: messenger RNA, 3141 nt
Organism: Durio zibethinus
Lineage: Eukaryota; Viridiplantae; Streptophyta; Magnoliopsida; Malvales; Malvaceae
Product: N-terminal acetyltransferase A complex auxiliary subunit NAA15-like
Biological process (GO): N-terminal peptidyl-methionine acetylation
Cellular component (GO): cytoplasm
Molecular function (GO): protein binding
Source: RefSeq, a predicted model, not a curated record